CACUCAACCUCCUGAGCCACCGCUCAUUCCUUUCCCCCUUGAGGCCUUACCUUUAAACUCCAUUCCCGCUCCUACCCAUUUUUAAGGCCUUUCAUCCUGUACGGCUGAUUCACCGGAGAGAAUUUGUGUCAAGAUGGAUCCCAAUAAUAACCGUCUCCACCUGAAUUUCGGGUACAACGAGCGUGGUUUCAAUGCGGCGGCCAACAACCGCGCAUAUCCCACCACUCCUUCCGCCUUCCCUCAACCGAUCUACCAAAACCAAGGCCCUCAGGACUACAUGGAGGCUCCAAAUGGGGCGUACGGUCAGGGAUAUUUCAUGGCAAACCCAUAUCCUGCUCAGGCAGCCUAUGCUCAGCAGCAGCAGCACUAUGGGCAACCAAACUUGCAGUCCCCGCAGCCCACGUAUCAAUCCCGCAUGGGGUACAGUGCCAACGACGGAACCAACGGCCUCAUCCAGCAGUUCUCCAACCAGGAUCUGAACUCGAACCGGACUGGAUUCUUCGGUCGCGCAGCCUCACCUGCUCAGAGACCUCGCACCGCUGGCUCGUCCGCCCCCGGGCAGCAGCAGCCUGGCCAUUUAGCCCCCCCGAUGCCGCGCAGCCCUCGAACUCCUGCCGAGAAUGAAGAGCUUCAACGCUAUCCGGAGCGAUACUCAGAGAAUAUCCACAAGCGUGGUAAGGCUGCUAAGGAACUAGUGAAUGUUUUCUUCCACGAGAACAUCGAGCGUGCGCGCGAUCGCAACAUGCGUUCCACCAAUCUCGACAAGAUGAUUCAAGAUCCUAAUGUCCCCAAGGAGACGAAGCGUCAAGAGGGAGAAACUAUUGCGAAAAAGGAGUCGAACUUCCUCCGAUUCCUUCGCACCAAGGAAUCGCCAACGAAUUUCCAAACUAUCAAGGUUAUUGGCAAGGGUGCAUUUGGUGAGGUUAAGCUUGUGCAAAGGAAGACUGACGGCAAGAUCUAUGCGCUCAAAUCUUUGAUCAAGACUGAAAUGUUCAAGAAGGAUCAGCUGGCCCACGUUCGUGCCGAGCGUGAUAUCCUGGCUGACUCCAAGGAUAACCCAUGGCUCGUAAAGUUGCACGCUUCCUUCCAGGACUCUGCGUACCUCUACCUUUUGAUGGAAUUCUUACCUGGUGGUGACCUGAUGACCAUGUUGAUCAAGUACGAAAUCUUCUCUGAAGACAUCACCAGAUUCUACAUGGCAGAAAUUGUGAUGGCUAUUGAGGCGGUUCACAAACUGGGCUUCCUUCAUCGUGAUAUUAAGCCCGACAAUAUUCUUCUCGAUCGUGGUGGUCAUGUCAAGCUUACCGAUUUCGGUCUCUCGACUGGCGGCAAGAAGACCCAUGACAACUCAUACUACCAAAACUUGCUGAAAAACUCUACCUCAAAGGAUAAGAAUCGUAACUCUGGAUACUUCAACGAUGCGAUUAACUUGACGGUAUCAAACCGUGGACAAAUAAAUACGUGGAGAAAGUCCCGUCGAGCCAUGGCUUACUCAACGGUUGGCACACCAGACUACAUCGCACCCGAAAUCUUCAACGGCCAAGGAUAUACCUAUCUUUGCGACUGGUGGUCGGUUGGUGCUAUCAUGUUUGAAUGUCUUGUGGGGUGGCCACCCUUCUGUGCCGAGGAUACCACCGAUACCUACCGAAAGAUCGUUAACUGGAGGGAAUGUCUCUACUUCCCCGAAGAGCUUACCCUUUCUCGCGAGUCUGAGGGCCUCAUCCGAAGCUUCCUGUGUGACGCAGAACAUCGUGUAGGUAACGAAGGUGGCCAGUUUGGAGGCGCAACACAAAUAAAGAAUCAUCCGUUCUUCCGCGGUGUCGUUUGGGAGCAGCUUCGCAACAUCCGCGCUCCAUUCGAACCUCGGCUAAGCUCGAACAUCGAUGUGUCGUACUUCCCCAUUGACGAGAUCCCUCAGGAGGAUACCAGCGCUAUCCACCGUGCUCAGGCUCGUGCCAUGCCCGAGGAGCAGGAGGCAGAAAUGAGUCUUCCGUUCAUCGGUUACACAUACAAGGCAUUCAACGCCUUUCAGAAUAAUUGAGAAUUGGACUGAUAUCUGGGAUUAUCAAUGGAUGCAGGAUGAGCGCCUCGGAAAGCCGGUCAGCGGGCAGGCUUGCGCGGAAGUCUUUCCGGCGGCUUAUCUAGGAUCUAAUCUCGGAAUAUCUCUGUUCAUUUGAUUUCAUCUAGCGUCUAGCGCAUUUGGCAUCUUAUGUCACUGAUAACGACUUGUGCAUCUUUCUUACUCUGUUUGCAUGUCGCAAGACGACGCCCGCUAGUUGCACACUGUGUCUAGCAUUAAGAAUUACAAGUGAGCGCAUCGUCCGUCGGUUGAAAGUAUAGAACCUGUGACGAGCCCACAAGGGCCGAUCACGAAUGGCUGGCUACUUUGUCCUCUCUAGCAUGGUGUAUCAAUGCAUUACCCGGAAAUACCCAAAGUACAACGUUGUACCUUUUACUUAAAAAUAGUUUGCACAUUACAUAGCUGGUGGCAAUCCCAUUAAAUUCUUCAUUCAACUUGGUAAUAGGCUUCGAUUCUUCUGAAAUUCCCUUGGACCUCAGUGACUCUCAACAUUGAAUCAACUGAGUUAGAGAAAAGAGAGAGGUGGAUGAUAUCUGACACUAUCGGAAGGCCGCUCUCGGCCAAAUUACAAUAGCAGGGGUA
Aspergillus alliaceus is the source of this 2662-nucleotide messenger RNA. Its product is annotated as serine/threonine protein kinase CBK1. Gene Ontology annotation, biological process: intracellular signal transduction; peptidyl-serine phosphorylation. Gene Ontology annotation, molecular function: ATP binding; protein serine/threonine kinase activity. The coding region runs from base 134 to 2041 and encodes 635 amino acids. The record is from RefSeq and is a predicted model, not a curated record. NCBI's taxonomy places the organism in Eukaryota, Fungi, Ascomycota, Eurotiomycetes, Eurotiales, Aspergillaceae. The transcript has 4 exons.